UUAUUAAAAGGAAAGUUUACAUCUUCCUUUACCAUGAAAGAUUCUGUACGUUUGUGGAACAAAAUAACUGAAAUCUUAAAUUCAGUAAAUGGCGCUAAAAAGGACUGGAAAGGUUGGCGUAAGUGCUGGCACGACUUUCAAUCACGCAGUAAAAAAAAACAUACCGUUAUAAAGCAAUCUAUGACAGCAACAGGAGGUGGUACACAAAAUACAGAGACAUUGACAUCACAAGAAGAACAAGUCCUUAAUAUUAUGUGUUCAACUAGUAUUCAUGGACAUCCUGAUGUAGGAGAAUCCAGUAUUAACAUAUUGGAAGAUUCAGAAGAUGAUGUAAUGGAUGUGGAGUAUUUAAACGAAGACGAAGAAGAUGUAGCCUCACAGAUUGUUAUCUCUACCUCAAGUUCUGAUAGUAAUAACUGCAAUAAGUUAGUUACUCGAGAAACAAAAGCAGUUGUAGACAACAGUUCCAAGAAACUUUCACAUGAAAAGGAAAAUAUUAAUAAAAUACAAACCAAUGAUACAGAUGUUAAACAGCUUUCUUCUAAAGUAGGUAAAAUCUUUCAGGACAUUGAAAUGUCAACGAAUGCAAAAUCUUAUGAACAAGAUAAAACCUCAAAUCAGAAGAAAACAGUAAACACGGUAAAAAAGGAAUUAAGAAAUACUGUUGAAGUAUCAACAAAUUUGAACAAUGUUUACGAAAAAACAUACGAAAUGAAAAAAGAUUAUUAUAAAGCAAGAUUAGAAUAUUUACAACGAUCUGUAGAAGCAAAGGAAAGGAUAGCUAAUAGUGCGGAGAGGUGUAAUACGUGUUAAUAUAGUAAGUAAAAAAGAUAGUAUUGUAUAGAGAUUCUCUAAUCAGAGACUGGCAAUUAUGAUCUCUUAAACUUGUCAAGAUCUAUGUCUUCAUUAUCGUCGUUUAGUCCAGUGGCACUGUCUAAUUAAAGAGUCUCUAGUAUUAUAUAGGUAUUGUGUUAUCCUCAUAACUAUUUGCUGAAUUUAA
Messenger RNA from Temnothorax curvispinosus, 1000 nucleotides. RefSeq lists its product as uncharacterized. The coding region runs from base 34 to 813 and encodes 259 amino acids. Gene Ontology annotation, cellular component: nucleus. Lineage: Eukaryota; Metazoa; Arthropoda; Insecta; Hymenoptera; Formicidae. The record is from RefSeq and is a predicted model, not a curated record. The transcript is spliced from 3 exons.